AUGGGCACCGUCUUUCGAGUGUGUGCAAUUAAACUAAUGGACAAUAAGAAUCAAGUUUAUCAAGUUGAAUUACAAUUAACAUCGGAUGAUGAUAAACAGCUACGAUCACUUACUGAUCGGAUACGAGAAGAAGCUGGUGGUCUUAUUGGAUGGCAAAGAUUAGGUAAACUAUUGAUUAAAACUGGUCAGUUUAAUAAAGCUGAAGAGCUUUAUAAUAUACUACUCGAACAGACAUCUGAUCAGGGUGAAAAAGCGGUUUUUUAUAAUCAGCUCGGACUUAUCCAUUUCAAUCAAGGUGAUAAUGAAAAGGCUAUGCAGUCUUACGAACAAGGACUUAAAAUUCAUGAACAAACUCUUCCUUCAGACCAUCCUAAUUUGGCUACUUUAUACAACAACAUCGGUUUAAUGUAUGACAACAUGGGGGAGUAUUUGAAAGCACUUUCAUCUCAUGAAAAAGCACUUGAACUCUAUCAAACAACUCUCCCUUUAAAUCAUUCUGAUUUGGCUACUUCAUAUAACAACAUCGGUUUGGUGUAUGACAACCUGGGAGAGUACUCGGAAGCACUUUCGUCACACGAAAAAGCACUUGAAAUCCAUGAAAAAACUCUUCCUUCGAAUCAUCCUUCUUUGGCUACUUCAUUCAACAACAUCGGUCUGGUGUAUGACCACAUGGGAGAGUACUCGGAAGCACUUUCAUAUUAUGAAAAAGCAGUUGAAAUUCAACAAAAAACUCUUCCUCUAAAUCAUCCUUCUUUAGCUACUUCAUAUAGCAACAUCGGUAGUGUGUAUGACAACAUGGGGGAGUACGUGAAAGCACUCUCAUAUUACGAGCAAGCGCUUGAUAUUCAAAAAAAAACUCUUCCUUCGAAUCAUCCUGAUUUUGCUACUUUAUACAACAACAUCGGUAGUGUGUAUAACAAGAUGGGAGAUUAUUCGAAGGCACUUUCGUCUCACGAAAAAGCACUUGAAAUUCAACAAAAAACUCUUUCUUUAAAUCAUCCUUCGCUGGCUACUUCAUACAACAGCAUCGGUCUGGUGUAUGACCACAUGGGAGAAUACUCGAAAGCACUUUCGUUUCAUGAAAAAGCACUUGAAAUUCAACGGGAAACUCUUCCUUCGAAUCAUCCUGAUUUGGCACAGUCAUAUAACAACAUCGGUAUGGUGUAUGACAACCUGGGAGAGUACUCGGAAGCACUUUCAUCACACGAAAAAGCACUUGAAAUUCGACAAAAAGCUCUUCCUUCGAAUCAUCCUUCUUUGGCUACUUCAUUCAACGACAUCGGUCUGGUGUAUAGCAAGAUGGGAGAGUACUCGAAAGCACUUUCAUUAUACGAAAAAGCACUUGAGAUUCAACAAAAGAAUCUUCCUUCAAAUCAUUCUCACUUGGCUGCUUCAUACAACAACAUUGCUUCGUUGUAUAAAAACAUGGAAGAGUACUCGAAAGCACUUUCGUUUUAUGAAAAAGCAGUUGAGAUUCAACAAAAAAUCCUUUCUUCAGAUCAUCCUGAUGUGGCUAUUUCAUACAACAACAUCGCUUCGUUGUAUAAAAACAUGAAAGAGUACUCGAAAGCACUUUCAUAUUAUGAACUGGCUCUGGACAUCAAACAACGUGCACUACCCACAACUCAUCCCAGUAUUAAAAAAGUGAAAGAGAGAAUUGAAAUUGUAAAAGAAGAAAUGAAGAAGAAGAAGUGA
This is a messenger RNA of Adineta steineri, 1695 nucleotides long. NCBI's taxonomy places the organism in Eukaryota, Metazoa, Rotifera, Eurotatoria, Adinetida, Adinetidae. The record is from the annotation of a GenBank genome assembly.